AUGAGUAGUAAUACCUCGUCGCAGUUCAUGGACAAGCAGAUAAUGGAUCUUGCGAAUUCUCAUAGUGGUAACAACAACAGUAGUAGGGACAUUGAUUUCAACAGUUUCAUGAAGAACCAGUUGGAAGAUCAUCUGAAGGAAAAUGGCAUCGUUCUGAGCUACGAUUUUAUGCCUAUUCGUCCUGCCGGAGGUUCAUCAUUGCGGCCGCCGACGACGGCGAAUAUUGAUUGCGGCAAUUUGGGUGGUUUGCCCAGGGAGUGGAACACUGCUGAUUCCAAAACUAAUUCCUCUUCCAUCAGAAAUUACAGUUCUCUCUAUGUCAAUGAACCUGCCAAAGUCAUUUUAGAGAAAGACCACGAAGUCAUCAAUGAGUCUUUGGUGUCUGAGAUUGAUAGAAUAAUGAUGAAGUAUGUUAAUCAUCUGAUGCAUGCUUUGGAUGGUGUCACUGCACGACUGUUGCAGUUGGAGACCAAGACUCGCAACCUUGAAAGUUUGAUGGAUGAUCUGAAGUUUUCUGUUGGGGACAAUCACAGAAGCACUGAUGGAAAAUUGAGACAGAUGGAGAAUAUUGUCAGAGAGGUGCAAACUGGUGUACACGUUAUUAUGGAUAAACAAGAAAUAGUGGAAGCUCAAUUGCAGAUGGGAAAACUGCUAGUUUCGAAGGUCGGGCAACAAGUGGAAACCGACAACACGUCAUGUGCAGUUCCGAUGCAGACUGGAAUUUUGACGUCUCAGAAUUCUCACCAGCAGUUUUCUACUGUUCCUUCUGUACAGCCACCUUCAAUCCUUGCUCUACCAAACGCUCCUCCUCUACUGAUUCCCCAGCAGGAUGGACAACCUCAGGUUCAGCUUCCAAACCAGUUCCCCCAAAACCAAGCUCCCUCCAUCGCUCAGAGGGAGUCUUACUUCCCACCACCUGGCCAAACUCCGGAAAACCUGAGUCAGCAGUACCAAGUACCUCCACUGCAUCAGCAACUGCCUUCCUCUCCAUCACUACAGCCACGGUACUCUCAGCCACCUCCACCUCAACCCCACCCUGUAUUAUCGGCUGUUAAUCCCUCUCAACCUCAGCCUGCAUUGGGUCAUCAUCAUGAAGAAACACAGUAUAUACCACCCCAAACUUACCAGCCAAGCACUCGUCCACCACUCUCUCAUCCCUCACAACAAUUUUAUGGGCCUCCUGACAACAUGUAUCAGCCUCCAUCUAGCAAACUGACUCCAGGAUAUCCUGGUUCUUAUGGCCCAUCAUCUGGGCCCCGGGAACUAUAUUCUUACAGCAUCUCACCUAUGAAAUUGCAGCAACUUUCUUCUCCUGGCCAGAACAGUGGAAGUGGUUAUCCCCAACUCCCUUGUGGCAGGAUAUUACCUCAUGUGCCACCUAUUGUCUCUGCGGUAGGUGGUGGUUCAGGAUCUGUUGGUACCGGAAACAGGGUUCCUAUUGAUGACGUGAUUGACAAAGUGGCAACUAUGGGAUUUUCACGAGAUCAAGUGAGGGCAACAGUUCGGAAGUUAACAGAGAAUGGACAGUCGGUUGAUUUGAAUGUGGUCUUAGACAAACUGAUGAACGAUGGGGAAGGCCAGCCUCCACGUGGUUGGUUUGGUCGGUGA
Molecule: messenger RNA, 1608 nt
Organism: Fraxinus pennsylvanica
Lineage: Eukaryota; Viridiplantae; Streptophyta; Magnoliopsida; Lamiales; Oleaceae
Source: the annotation of a GenBank genome assembly